GUGUCCGGCCUCUGCUGAUCCUCUUCCUCACCACCUGUUGCAUCUUAAUGCGACAGUUUAUCUGCAGAAGCACGAUCAGAAAAGACUUAACUUGGACAAUUUGUUAGUUGUGGCGAUUCACAACAGGAAGGCUCAGAUAAUGCCUUUUAAAUGACAGGAGUGCUUUAGAUCUGAGAAGGGCUCACCUGCUUCCAACACGUACUUGUGCACCAGCUUUUGACUACGAGUUAAUCCCUUGUUUGUCUUUGCAGGAUGUCUAUGAGAACUCUUCCCCUGGUUUUCAUUAAUCUUGGUGGGGAGAUGCUUUACAUACUGGACCAACGCUUAAAUGCUCUCAACACGUCUGAGGACAAUUCAGACAAAGGUAGAGGUAGCUUGAGAAAUUACAGGCAUGGGAGGAGUGUGGUCAGAAAAUGACAGAAAAAGAGUUAUGAAUGACAUUGUGGGGUCCAUGUUUAGUAAAGACUUCAUGGAUGAACUUCUCAAACCUCAGCAACUGUAUUCUCACCGAACCCUGAAAACAGUACUAACUCGUAUAGCACACGCCUCCAUCAUGAGGCUGAACCCGGUCAGCAUGGACAGGCUUUACGAGCUGAUGGUCAUGGCGUUCAAAUAUCAAAUCUUCCUUUGUCCAAGGCCUAAAGACCUGCUGCUCAUCACUUACAAUCACAUAGAUACCAUCAGGGAAAUUGUAAAAGACACUCCUGUGGUAGUGAACCAAGUGGACGAGACACAUAGGAAGAUCAUCGAGGUAUACUCUUCUCUACCCGAAGGUGAAUUCCAGCUUCUUAGACAAACACUGCUCAUAUUUUUUCAAGACAUGCAUAUUCGAGUGUCACUUUUCCUCAAAAUUCAAGUCCAAAAUCCCAACGGACGUUUUGCACUGUCAACAUCAGGCCCAGUGCCUCAUGGGAUAGAAGUCCCAGGGCUCAUUAGGAUGUUUGAUGGAAAGGGCAGAGAAAUAAGACGAAGUGAGUUCCCCUCAGAAGGAAGUUACAGCAGCUCUGUGAAAGAGGGAUGCUUUGAACUGCAUGGAGACAGAGUCAUCAGACUGGGCAUGAACAUGUACACCGUGAACAAUCCAGAGGAGACGCACACAUCUAAGGAUACCUCUGUCAAGAUGGACGACACUCCCAACCUGCUGGCCAAAGAGGAGUUGAACCUGCUUGCUCGCCUGAUGGGCAGCAUGAAGGCCGAAAAGGUUCCCAAAACUGAAACUGGCUUUUGGAUAAACAUGUUCCCCACGGACCAAGAGGAGGAAGAGGCAGGAACUUCAGGCGUAGCCGAGGAGUCCUUGUUUGAAGUGAUAAAUAUUCAAGCGAUGCAGGAUGAACAGGUAACGACUGAACUGGCUCGGAUCGCCGGACAGUUUGCGGAAGAAGAAGAUCCGCCUUUAAAUCUGAGCAGCAGUAAAGGAGACGACCUGCUGGCCAUGAUGGAUGACCUCUGACCUUGAUGUGGAGUUUCAACAAGAUUUAAUUUAACUCUACUGCCCACUCUUUAUCUCGACAUGUUUGUUUAACAAGAUUAGAGAGUAAGAAUAUAUCAAAUGAAUCAGAAAUCCUUUAUAAUGACUAGCAUCUUAAGUUAUAUUUAACUGUACUUAAUUAUCAAGCACUACCACCAUUGCAAAAAUACAUGUUCUAUUGUAAAACAUAUUUUUCUUUAUAAUAAUUGAGUUUUCCAUCAAGCAUUUAUUGAAU
Messenger RNA from Eleginops maclovinus (Patagonian blennie), 1703 nucleotides. RefSeq names its product organic solute carrier partner 1a (gene oscp1a). Lineage: Eukaryota; Metazoa; Chordata; Actinopteri; Perciformes; Eleginopidae. Bases 392 to 1450 code for a protein of 352 amino acids. Gene Ontology annotation, cellular component: plasma membrane; cytoplasm. The transcript has 11 exons. Gene Ontology annotation, biological process: transport. The record is from RefSeq and is a predicted model, not a curated record.